UUCAAAUCCAGAAAGACAUAAGAAACCGAAUCGGCUCGAAUGAACUAAAAAUUGAGAAACCUAAGGCAUUAGCUUUCAUUUUACAUGCUUGUGAUAUAUCGAAUCCUACUAAAGAUUGGAACCUAAGUUCUCAGUGGGCAGCUUUGAUAAUGGAAGAAUUCUUUAAACAGGGUGAUCGUGAGAGAGAGCUUAAUAUACCGAUUAGUCCUCUAUGUGAUAGAUACGAUACACUAAUUCCAGAAUCACAAAUUAAUUUUAUUGAUUUUAUUGUGGAACCAACGUUUAAGAUUUGUGGAGAUAUGUUGGAUUAUAUUUUGGAACAGAAUACUCAAAAAACUAAUGAAGAAGAAGAAAAGAAAGAUCAUGCUGGUAUUCAAAAACCUUGGGAUAAAUGCAUAUCUGAGAAUAAGAAAAAGUGGCAGGAGAAAACAAUGAAAGUUCGAGGAUUAUCGCUUAUUGAAAAACAAAGGCCAAGUUUGUAAAAUUUAAGAAGACCUAAUAUCAAUGCAUUAUAAAAAAAAAUAUUGCUUUUAAUCGAUAUUUUAU
Molecule: messenger RNA, 546 nt
Organism: Episyrphus balteatus (marmalade hoverfly)
Lineage: Eukaryota; Metazoa; Arthropoda; Insecta; Diptera; Syrphidae
Product: dual specificity calcium/calmodulin-dependent 3',5'-cyclic nucleotide phosphodiesterase 1B-like
Exons: 2
Coding region: 150-482 (110 amino acids)
Biological process (GO): signal transduction
Molecular function (GO): 3',5'-cyclic-nucleotide phosphodiesterase activity
Source: RefSeq, a predicted model, not a curated record